Molecule: messenger RNA, 987 nt
Organism: Leptinotarsa decemlineata (Colorado potato beetle)
Lineage: Eukaryota; Metazoa; Arthropoda; Insecta; Coleoptera; Chrysomelidae
Source: RefSeq, a predicted model, not a curated record
CCUCACUUUUUUCAAAUAACAAGUGUUCUGGUCACAGUAGAAAAAACUGUCUGGUAUCAGAUUUUAAUUCGUUGUUAUUAAAAAGUUAAAGCUCUUAGUAGAUUAUAAUUUUAGUAUAUUACAUCUUUUUCAUUUCAUAUUCCUUGGUUUAGCUCCGAUCGCCUGAGAAAAACAUAUAAGAUGAGUAUUUCUCUUGAAGAUGAGAUGAAAUUAUCUCAAAAUUCCAUACAGUAUUUACAUAAUCUUUCAACAUCCGAAGAGCUUAAGGAACCCAUACUGCAAUCGGCAUUUUCCAUAAAGAGAAGACUAAUAGAGCUGAGAAGAAACACUUUUCUACCAACAAGUGUAGUAAAAGGAAAUCAAAGGUGCCCGAGAUGUUUGCUCAAUUGGUCGGAAGGACCUGCAUCUUACAGAAUAAAGUCCGGUCCGAAGAAACAUGAAUUUGCCAAGAAGAUAAAUUCAAAAUUGAAACAAGGAUUGGUUCUGACAAGUUAUCAGACAAAAUACUUCAAGAAAAUGGAUAAUUUUGAAGGGAAUUAUUUGGUUGUAACAUGUAAAUUUUGUCAAAAAGAAACCGACAUAAAGUUAGAGAAACCAAAAAAAAUUAAAAAAUCAAAAUCAUCUACAUUGGUGAAACAGAAGAAAAAGAAAAAACGUGACAAAUUUUGUGGACUUAAUCAAGAUGUCGUUUUGUCACUCACACACCAGAAAACUCCAAAGCUAGACAAUUCGGACACAGUUUCCUUGGAUUCUGAAAUAAUGCAUACCCCAAAACUGAAACUCAGUAAGAGAGACAGCGGUGUCCAAAAGGUCCCGACUCUUGAGAAAAAUAUUAAGGAAAACGCCAAGAAAAAGAAGAAGAAAAACAAAAAUCUUAAUAAAUUGAGUGAGGUUCUCAACAGUUCUAAUACAUCUUGUAGUCCAUCGACAAAUCUUAAACAUUUUCUAAAGGGUUUAUAGUAAAUAAAAAAUUAUGUAAGGUAUAAA